Meleagris gallopavo (turkey) is the source of this 928-nucleotide messenger RNA. The record is from RefSeq and is a predicted model, not a curated record. Lineage: Eukaryota; Metazoa; Chordata; Aves; Galliformes; Phasianidae.
AUGGCGGCGCUGGUGCUGCUGAGGUUGAAAAAAUUGCAUGGGGCAGAUUGGGCCAGGCUCCCUGGUUGUACAGUUGCGGCACUUGAACAGAGCUUUGCACUGAAAAGCACUUUCCUUGCAGGCAGUUCCAAGGCUGCAUCCCUGCACUGGACCAGUGAGCGUGCAGUCAGUGCCUUCCUGCUGGGCCUGCUCCCCGCUGCCUACCUGUACCCCGGGGCGGCCGUGGACUAUUCCUUGGCUGCAGCACUUACUCUCCAUGGCCAUUGGGGUCUUGGACAGGUAAUAACUGACUACGUCCAUGGGGAUACUCCUAUCAAAGUGGCCAACACAGGUCUGUAUCUACUGUCGGCCGUUACCUUCUCUGGCCUCUGCUACUUCAACUAUUACGACGUUGGUAUCUGCAAGGCUGUGGCCAUGCUGUGGAGCCUCUGAGAUGCAACAAGUUGCUGGCAAACGUGAUUGUUCCUUGCUGCCUCUGCUUUACCAUAUUUUUAACAAAAAGUUUAAUGCAAGAACAAUGAAUAAACAAGGGUCUGUAGUAUGUACAUAUAGCAGCCAAUUUGGAGCUCAUCUUUCAGAAAUAAAUCCCCAUCUUUCUUUAGAUUUAUUGCUACAGCAGGAAAAGUCUUGGGAUUUAAAGUGGGUAACGUCCAGUGAGUUGAUUUAAGCUGCAAAUGGGAAGGGAUGACAUAAAUAGCAAAGUACAGCUGAGGAUAGUUUCCUUGUACAGGCAGUUUCCAUGAGUGUUUUUCUGAAAUACUGUUUUCUGUUUUGUAAGACAAACUUAGUGAUAAUAGAACUAUUAUUUCUGACAUCACAAAUGAACUGUAUGUAAGGCACUCCCUGCAACUCUUCAGGCCCUAAGAGUUAAUGUAGAAAAGGGAAUACUUUUUUCUUAAUCCAUACAAUAAAGAAUUUGCAGAAAUUG